Molecule: messenger RNA, 1989 nt
Organism: Manihot esculenta (cassava)
Lineage: Eukaryota; Viridiplantae; Streptophyta; Magnoliopsida; Malpighiales; Euphorbiaceae
Product: probably inactive leucine-rich repeat receptor-like protein kinase At5g48380
Exons: 2
Coding region: 127-1950 (607 amino acids)
Biological process (GO): protein phosphorylation
Molecular function (GO): protein binding; protein kinase activity; ATP binding
Source: RefSeq, a predicted model, not a curated record
CUUGAUUCUGCUAAUUAAUUUCUGCUGGAGCUGUGAGAUUCAAUAUGGUUUUUCGCUCUUUUCAUUUCCUUGUUUUCUCUCAUUUCAAUCCUACAUGCAAUUAUUGAUCUCUAAUACCUUGUUUUGAUGCAGUUUCUUUCCAUACUUUUCUGGUCAUUGCUGGGUUCUUUUACUGCAGCUGUGGCUACUGAAACUGACAUUUCUUGCUUGAAAUCUAUCAAAGCUUCGUUGGAAGACCCUUUUGGUUACCUGAACUCUUCAUGGGACUUCAGCAACAAUACAGAAGCAUACAUUUGUAGAUUUGCUGGAGUGGAUUGCUGGCAUCCUGAUGAGAGCAGGAUUUUAAAUCUCAGGCUCUCUGACAUGGGGCUCAGGGGUCGUUUCCCUCUGGGGAUUCAGAAUUGUACAAGCUUAACAGGCUUAAACCUUUCAAAUAAUCAACUUCAGGGACCAAUUCCAUUGAACAUCUCUAAAAUAGUACCAUUUGUUACAAGCCUUGAUUUAUCCUCCAACAAUUUCUCCGGUGAAAUCCCAUCAAAUAUUGCCAAUUGCUCUUAUUUAAAUUUCCUUAAACUAGACCACAACCGUCUAACAGGUCAUAUUCCUGAAAAAAUUGGUUGGCUUCCAAAGAUCAAGAGCUUUAGUGUCAGUGAUAAUCUAUUAUCAGGGCCAGUGCCAAAUUUCGUGAAUGUUACAGUUUUAGCUGACAGCUACGUAAACAACGUUGGACUUUGUGGAGGGCCAUUGGAAAUUAGAUGCAGAGUGCAUCGUCCGAGGAAAUUUGAUUAUUCAUUUAAAAGUGGAUUUGCGAUUGGCUACGUUGUUUUUGGUGUUUCAGUUGCAGCUGUGCAUAUGUCGUAUUGUGUACCUUGGUUUAGCGUUGGGAAGAGAAACAAGAUGAUCACAGUUGCAGCUAUGGUUAUGUUGAUAAUCAGGAGGAGAAAGAACAAGAAAGUAGAUGCUGAUCAACUGAGUGGAGGGUCAACUGUGGACUUCCUUCUGCAGACACAGAUUUCUAGCUCAGAAAAGUACGUAACCAGGAUGAAUUUCAGAGAUCUCAGCACAGCUACAGAAAAUUUUAGCCAACAAAAUAUUAUUGGAGUGGGACAAAUGGGGACCAUGUACAAGGCAGCCCUUCCCAACGGUUGGUCUAUUGCAGUAAAAAGAUUAUUUAAUCCUCAACACUCAGACUUGGAAGAACAGUUCACAUCAGAAUUGAAUACAUUAGGCAGAUUGAGACAUCAAAAUUUACUAACACUCCUUGGAUUCUGCAUAGAACCAAAGGAAAAGCUUUUGGUUUAUAAAUAUAUCUCAAAUGGAAGCCUUUUUGAUUGGCUACAUUCAACGGAUGACAAGAAGAGGAUUCUUGAAUGGCCAUUGAGGGUGAAAAUUGCAGUCGGUGUAGCUAGAGGACUGGCAUGGCUUCACCACGGCUGCUGCAACUUUUGGGUGGCACAUCUGAACAUAAGCUCAAAAAUCAUAUUACUUGAUCAGAAUUUUGAACCCAAGUUAUCAAACUUUGGGAAGGCAAUGCACAUAAAUCCACAAGAGAUCAAUUCAAGCAGGAGUUUCUCUAUGGACAUUGAAUUCUUGGAGCAGUGUUUUCUCAAGGAAGAUGUUUUCAACUUUGGAAUCUUGCUGCUUGAGCUAAUCACAGGGAAGAAUGCUACUUCUUUAAAGAAUUCGGAUGAUGGAAGCUUGGAUAAAUGGAUAAGUGAUGUUUCGUCAAGCUCUUUUUGUAUGUAUGAUGCCAUUGAUAAACUUGUUAUAGGGCAAGGACAUGAUGGUGAGAUUUUUGAGUUUUUUAGAGUUGCAUACAAGUGUGUAGUGGGACUUCCAGAGAAGAGACCGAACAUGCUUGAUGUGUAUAAUGCAGCAAGGAUAAUUGGAGAGAGAUAUUACGUUGCAGACAAUUCCGAGAUAUCUGAGCAAGCAGAAAUAAAGUGUUGAUCCUGAAAUAAAAGAGAUGAAACUGAAGCUGAUUUGCUU